GAGAGACAAGACGGCGAGAGGGGAAGGUGGAAGAACUGGCUAUCCAAACUCAAAAACAAAGGGAAGAAAUGGUGGGUUUCAUGGAAAAGAACAAACAAAAGCAGAACGAACUGGAACUCAUGAAUGACAAGAUUGAAAGAGAGAAACAAGACAUCGAAGAAAGUCGGGAUGUGCUAACAAAGGAGAGAGAGGAGCUGGAACAAAUGAGGAAUGAGACACAGCAACAGAGAGAGGAGACAGAAUCUCACAUGGAAGACCAAAGGAAAGAGAAAGAACAUUUGGAACAAAUGACGAUGGACAUGAAAAAACAGUUGCUAGAGGUGGAUAAUGACAAGGAAAUGAUAGAAAYCUCAAUGGGUGAACUGAGAGUGAAAGAGGCAGAAAUGGUGAGAGAAAAGGAGAACAUGGAAAAGAAGAUGGCUAGACUCYAAGAGGAAGAGGAUKGAAUGCGGGAAGAAAUAGGAAGGAAGAUGGACAACUUAAAGCAGGACAGUUAUGAAAUCAAAAGACUUAGYGAUGAAAUUGACAGUGAAAAGYACCAYSUGAAUGRAAAAUUGCUUGAGUUGGAAAAAAUGRGUGAAGAACUAGAUAGAGAGAAGAAGGAAGUGAAAGACAGGAAGGAUGAAACACUGAAAGAAAAAGAUCAGUUGGAAGAGAGGCGAGGUAAGAUAAGUAAGGAGAAAGAGGAAUUGGAUAUCAGUCUUGAACUGAUGAAAAGACAYAGGGAAGACUUGACGAGCUUGAAGGCUGAAGCAGAAGCACAGACCGAGCCUAUGGAAAAUGACUGGAAGGAACAGCUCACYAAGGAAAGACAACAACUUGAAGAUGUAAAYGAGGAGAUACAGAAGGAAAAAGAAGCCUUUGAMAGAAAAAAGGGAUUGACUAUGAAAGAGAGAGAUGAGUUUGAUCUGAUGAAGUCUGAAACCCAGGGACUAAUGGAGGAAAUGGAACAAAUCCAGAAGGAAAGGGAGGAAAUGAAAAGUGUUAUUGAGGAUAUCAAGAGAACAAAAGCUAAUCAGGAAGUGAUGAAAACUGAGAUUGUGACAAAGAAACGAGAAACAGAAAAUAUAAUGGAAAUGAUUUUAAAAGAGAAAGACAACAUGGAGAAAAUGAAGAUUGAAAUGGAAAGAGAGAGGGAAGAAAUUGAUAUCACCAAGGGCAAGAUGGUGACGGAGAUGGAUGAGCUGGAACAGCGAAAAGCUGAGAUCGAGAAUGGAAAAUAUGAAGCAGAAAUGUUGAUGGCUGAACUGAAAGACGAAGAGCAAAAUAUGAAGGAAGAAAUAUGCAAGAUGAAAGACAGUCUAGAGCAGAUCAAAGCUGAAAUACAACCACAGAGAGAAGACAUUGAAAGCAAGAUGGAGGAGCUGAAUGUCCAAAAGGCUGAGAUGGAAAAUGCUAUGACAGAUAUCGACAGACAAAAAGAGGAAAUGCAAUACCAACGACAGCAAAUUGAACAAGACAAACAAAAGAUGAUAAAGGAAAAGGGUGAUCUGGAAAUGAUUAAGAUGGAGAUAGAAACACGAUCAGAAAAUCUAGAAAACCUUUUUGAGAAAACAAAGAGGGAGAAAGAGGAUGCUGAGAUAAUGACUAUUCAAGUCCAGAAGGAAAGGAAGGAAAUUGAAAGUGUUGUCGAAGAGAACAACAAACGGACAGAGAAACUGGAAUUCAUGAAAACUGAGGUGGAUAAAGAGAAACUAGAAACAGAAAACAUCAAGGACAUGGUCACAAAGGAGAAGAUUGAACUGGAACAGAUCAAGAUGGAGUUAGAGACACGAUCUGAACAUCUAGACAACAUAAUGGACGAGACAAAGAGGGAGAAAGAGAUUGUUGAUGACAUGACUGUCCAAAUCCAGAAAGAAAAAGAGGACAUUGAAAACUUGAUAGUCAACAACAACAGACAGAGAGAGGAACUGGUAUUGAUGAAAGCUGAACUAGAGAAAGAGAAAUCAGAGACUGAAAAUGUCAAGGAUGUCCUAUCAAAGCAAAAGAAUGAUCUUAAACAAAUGAAGAUUGAGAUGGAGAGAGAGAGAGAGGAAAUGGAUAACACCAAGGACAAUAUUGCAGUUGAUAUGAAUGAGCUGGAACAGAGAAAAGCUGAGAUAGAGAAUAGAAAAGAUGAAGCAGAAUAUUGGAUGGCUGAACUGAAAGAGGAAGAGCAAAGAGUGAAGGAGGAAAUCUGCAAGAUGAAGGAGAACCUGGAACAGAUCCACACAGGAAUACAACCACAGAGAGAAGGCAUUGAAAGCAAGAUGGAGGAGCUGAAUGUAAAACAGGCCGAGAUGGAUAAGGCUAUGACAGAUAUCAACAGAAAUAAGGAGGAAAUGCAAAAUCAACGGGAAGAAAUACAACAAGACAAACAAAAGAUGCAAGAUGAAAAGGAUGAACUGGAACAGAUCAAGAUGGAGUUACAAACACGAUCAGACAAUCUGGAAAACCUCAUUGAGGAGACAAUGAGGAAGAAGGAGAACAUUGAACGUACGGCUUUCCAGAUUCAGGAGGAACGGGAGGAAGUCGAAAGUAUUGUUGAGGAUAUCAAGACAAGGAAAGCUGAUCUGGAAUUGAUGAAAGCAACGGCUGACGGAGAGAAGGAAGAAACAGAAAACGUCAAGGAAAUGAUCUCCAAGGAAAAAGACAAACUAAAACAAAUGGCGAUUGAGAUUGAAAGAGAGAAGGAAGAAAUUGAUAUCGCCAAGGGCAAGAUUGAAAUGGAUAUGGAUGAGCUGGAAAAUAGAAGGGCUGAGGUAGAGAAUGGAAAAUAUCAAUCUGAAAAACUGAUUGCUGAAUUGAAGGAGGAAGACCAAAGAAUGAGGGAGGAUAUCAGGAAGAUGAAAGAAAACCUAGAUACUGAAAUACAGCUGAAGAGAGAUGAUAUUGAAAGUAAAAUGGAAGAGUUGGAUGUCAAAAAGAGAGAGCUGGAAAACWUGUUGACCGAUAUUUACAGAGAAAAGGAGGAAAUACAAAACCAGAGAAAGGAAAUAGAAGAAGACAAACAAAAUAUACAAGAUGAAAAGGAUGGGCUGGAACAGAUGAAGGCUGAUUUACAGAUGAAGAGCAAAAAGGAGAAUGUUGAGGGCAUGGCUGUCCAAUUCCAGAAGGAAAAGGAGGAAAUUCAAAGCGUCAUGGUAGAACCCGAGAUAAGAAGACACGUACUGGAAUUUACAAAAGUGGAGGUAGAGAAGGAAGAAACAGAGAAUAUCAAGGACAUUGUAUUAAAGGAUCAAAAAUAUCUGGAACAAAUGAAGAUGGAGAUGGCAAGAGAAAGAGAAGAAAUUGAUAAUACCAAGAUCAAGAUAGCAAUCGAUAUGGAAAGGCUGGAAGCGACAAAGGUCGAAAUAGAGAGAAAACUGACAGGAGAACAACAACAAAUGAGGGAGGAUAUCAAGAAGACGAAAAGCAAUCUGGAGCAGAUUGAUGCUGAAAUGCAGCUGAAGAGAGAGGACAUUGAAAGUAAAACGGGAGAGCUGAAUGUCAAAAAGAAAGAGUUGGAGGACACCAUGACAAGUGUCAACAGACAGAAAGAGUACAUGCAAAACAAGAGGGAGGAAAUAGAACAAGAGCAACAAAAGAUGCAGGAUGAAAAGUAUGAGCUGAAACAGAUUAAGAUGGAGUUACAGAAACGAUCAAAAACUCUAGACAAUCUCAUUGAGGAGACAAAGAUGGAGAAGGAGACUAUUGAGGACAUGACUGUCCAAACCCAGAAGAAAAGGGAGGAAAUUAAAAGUGUCAUUGAGGAUAUCAAGACAAAGAAAGACGAAUUGAAAUUAGUUAAAGCUGAGAUAGAGAAAGGAAAAGAAGAAACACAAAACAUCAAGGACAUGGUAUCAAGCGAGAAAAACAAUCUGAAACAAAUUAGGCUUGAAUUAGAAAGAGAGAGAGAGAAAAUGGAUCAAAGCAAGGGAACAUUAGAAACAGAUAUUGGUCAGCUAGAACGAAGAAAGUUUGAGGAUGAACAGUUGAUUUAUGAAUUGAAAGAAGAAGAGCAAAGAAUGAGGGAGGAUAUCGAGAAGAUGAAAGACAACCAAGAGCGGAUCAAUGCUGAAAUGCAAUUACAGCGAGAGGACAUUGCAGCCCAAAUGGAGGAGUUAAAUGUCAAAAAAGCAGACGUGGAAAACAUCCAAGCUGAUCUCGACAGACAGAGAGUAGAACAUGAUGAGAUGAGAAAAUAUAUAUUUGUGGAAAAGAAUCAACUGGACGAGAAGAAUGCUGCCUUGCAAAAACAAAGGGAGGAGAUGGAUAAAAUCACGGAACCAACAGCUGUGAUAAAGGCUGAAGUACAAACACAGACAGAGCCCAUGGAAGACAGCUUGCAGGAACAGCUCAAAAGGGACAUGGAAGAAGUUGAAGGUCAUGACAUAGAUCAAGAGGACCUGGAACAAACCAACAGGUUGACAAUGACAGAGAGGGAUGAGUUGGAAUCCAUGAAGUCUGAAAUAGGAAAACAAAGACAGGAAAUAGAGGAGAACAAACAAAAGAUACAGGAUGAGAUGGAUGAGAUUGAGAAGAUCAAAAAUGAUUUACAGAAACGGUCAGAGAAUCUAGACAACCUCGUGGAAGAGACAAAGAGGGAAAAGGAGAAUGUUAAGGACAGGGCUGUUCAAAUUCAGAAGGACCAGGAGGACAUUGAGCAUGUUAUUGAGGAUAGCAAGACAAAGAACGCUGAACUGGAAAUGUUGAAAGCUGAGAUAAAGACAGAGAAACAAGAAACUUUCAACCUGAAGGACAUGAUAACAAAGGAGAAACGUGACUUGGAACAAAUUAAGAUGAAGAUGGAAAAAGAAAUACAAGAACUGGAUAACACCAAGGACAUGAUAGAAAUUGAUAUUAGUCAGCUGGAACAAAGAAGGGUUGAGUUAGAAGGAGAAGAAGAUGGAGCAAAAAAUCUGAUGGCUUCACUGAAAGAGGAAGAGCAGAGUAUGAAAGAGAGUAUUGGGAAGAUGAAAGAAAAUUUUGAGCAGAUUAAUGCUGAAAUACAACUACAGAGAGAUGACAUUGCAACACAAAUGGAAGAGUUAAAUGUCAAAAAAGAAGAGUUGGAAAACAUUCAAAUGGACAUCGACAGACAAAAAGAACAGAUGGACAAAACACAAAAUGCUAUAAUCAUGGAAAAGAAUGAACUGGAAGAGAAGCUUGCUGACAUGCAAAAACAAACGGAGGAGGUGGAAGCCAUCAUUGAAAUGACAAAGAGGGAGAAAGAGGAUGUGAUGAGGAUAAAGGCUGAAAUAGACGAACAGAAAGAUCAAAUGGAAGACAACCUGAUGGAAACUCUGAAACACGACAGAGAAGAACUUGAACGCCUGAAAGAAAGACAAAAGAAUGAACUGGAAGAGAAGCUUGCUGWCAUGCAAAAACAAACGGAGGAGGUGGAAGCCAUCAUUGAAAUGACAAAGAGGGAGAAGGAGGAUGUGAUGAGGAUAAAGGCUGAAAUAGACGAACAGAAAGAUCAAAUGGAAGACAACCUGAUGGAAACUCUGAAACACGACAGAGAAGAACUUGAACGCCUGAAAGAAACAGAAAGAAAGGAGGAAACUAAGGGCAUAAAAGAGAAGACAGAGAGGGAGAAGGAUGGGUUAGAACGGGUUAACACAGAGUCCCAGAGAGUGUUGGAAGAUCUGGAGAACGUUGUGGAGGAAACCAUGGAGAAAGAGGGUACAGAGGAAAUGGCUAUCCAAAUACAAAAGCUAAUGGAGGACAAUGUGAGAAUCAUUGAGGAGAUGGAGCAAAAGAAGGCAUAUUUAGAGCUGAUGAAUGUUAAGAUGCAAAGUGAGAGAGAAGAAAUAGACUCGAACAAGGCCAUGAUUGAAAGGGAGAAGGAUGACCUGCAACAAAUGAAGUCUAAGAUUACACAGCAAAGAUGCGAAAUUGAACAAAUUACAACCGUCUUAAAGGAUGAGAAGGACACUCUUGAGCAAUUUAAGACUGAUAUGGAAAGACAGAGACAAGAGACGAUGAACAAUAUGGACUUGGUGGAAAGAGAGAGAGAUGAACUGGAAAAGACAAGGUCUGAGAUGGAUGAGUUGGAACACAUGACAGCUGAAAUAGAAGGACCGAAGGAGGAAAUUGACAAAAGAAAGGGUGCAGCAAUGAUGGAGGUGCCUCCGCUGGAGGAAAGAGAGGACAGAGUUCGGAAACAGAGGGAUGAAGUUGUCUUCAUCUCAGAUACAACACAGACAGAAAAAAUAAAGGAUGAACGCGAACAAAGCAAGGUUGAGACACUUCAGACAGAGGAAGAAACGAUGGACUCAGUCAAGAAGGACAGAGAUGAUCUAGAACAAAUGAGAGCUGACAUACAAAAACACAUGGAAGACAGAAAUAAAAACAAGAACGUGACAGAUUGGGGGAAGUAUGAGUUGGAGCAAAGACUGUUACUACUAAACCAGCAUGAGGAGGAAAUAGAAGGCUUGAGGCAAAAGUUACAGAAGGAGAGAGAAGAGCUGGACGAGAUUAUGAAUGACAUACAAAACAAGCAUGACAUGUUAAAGAGUGAAAGGGAUCAAUUGGAAAAGAUAAGGGUUGAGAUCCAGAGAGAAAAGGAUACAGAAGGUUACUGGAUUACUCAACAUAAAGAAGAGGAGGGGAGGAAAAUGGAACACCUGGAGCGGCCUUUGGCAGAGACAGACACUCUUAGCUCAGGAGCAGACAAUAUAAUGGCAGUAGGCAGUAGAGAGAUGGACAAGAAGAAAGAAAUAACACAUACAGCAGAGACAAAACAAGAAAGUGGAGACAUGGAGGAAGUCAAACUGGUAAAGCAGGAAACAGAAAAAGAUGUAAGCAAAACUGAGCAUAAAGACAAAAGGAGCUAUAUGAAUGCUGUGACACAAACGCAAGACAUUGAGGAAGUAGGACAGCUGAAGAAUGAGGAUGAGAAGCGUGAGCUUGCACUACUGAUGGUUGAAAUAGACAAACAGAGAAAAGAGAUUGAAAACAACAUGGUGGAAAUAGAGAGACAGAAGAAGGAGCUGCAACAGAUCAGAGCUGAGAUACAGACAGCCAAAAAAGAACUGGUGGAGACUGAGAUGCGCGAACAGAUCAAAGAUUCCACUGAGAUCCAGAGACAGGUCGAAGAUUCCACUGAGAUCCAGAGACAGGUCGAAGAUUCCACUGAGAUCCAGAGACAGGUCGAAGAUUCCACUGACAUCCAGAGACAGGUCGAAGAUUCCACUGAGAUCCAGAGACAGGUCGAAGAUUCCACUGAGAUCCAGAGACAGGUCGAAGAUUCCACUGAGAUCCAGAGACAGAUCGAAGAUUCCACUCAACUCAGAGAAGAAACUGAGAACAACCUCGGACAGAAGACAACUACAGCGCGAGUGGAGUUGGAUCUGACAACAGAUGAAAGGCUCCCAAAGAGAGAUCAUUUGGAGAAAAUCCGUCAAGAGGCUCAUGCAGAAAAGGAGGAGAUUGAGAAGAUUAAGCACAGAGUUCAUGAGAUGAAAGAUCAUCUAGAGGAAAGACUAGCAGUGAUUCAGAGACAUGAGUUGGUACAGAGAACAAGGAUACAAAGAGAGAAGGAAGAGCUAAAGAAGAUGAAGGACGAGUUGGAGAGAGACAGCCAAGUUCGGCAAAGAGAGUGGGACAGAGGCAGGAGGAAACUUCAGGAGAAGGACCAGGAGCUUGAGAUGCUAAAAGUGGAGAUGUUCCGAGAGAUCGAGAGACUGCAGGUUAAUAUGGAAAAAGAGAUGGAAACACUCAAGACAAGUGACAAAGGUAUCCAAACCUCAGACGUGGUAUUAACCACAGAAGAAGAGAGAAUGUGGUUGAUGGAGGAAUCAACAACGGAGGAGUACAGUAUGCUGGCAGAAAUAAGUCAACAAACAGAGCAAACCACAGUGGAUAUGACAUUCGCCAGUUCCUCACUGGAGCUCCAGGGUCAAUCAGAGGAGCKCACGGUGAUAGAGGAUGCUCAGAUGAGCGUAGUAGGAGCAGAAGCUUCUCCAUUCAGCAGGUUGCUACGGUGGCUUUGGCGCUACUGCUGUGGCUGCUGCCGCUGUUGUGACUGCUGCGGAAGGGAGUGUGAAGAAGAGGAGGAGAACAUAGUAUAGUCCCAACUCUUAAGUCAGCAAAAUUGUGCUUCAAUAGAAGCUUAGAGAGAGUACAUGAAGUUGAACAACUUUAAUUCAAUGUGUAUUUAUUUUUUCAUAGCUUUUCCAAAGAAUUGCAUUUAGUGUGCGAUGGUAUCGCCAACCUUCACAACAAUAUCAGUAUAUGGCUAAAUUGCGGCGUUGUAAGUGUCGUGCAGUAUUGCAGUGCUAUGUAUUUACAAUUAUGAUGAACUAAGUUUGCACUGAAUAUUAGAUCUAGAGAGAGCAAAAUGUACCUUUUAUUUAUUUAUUAUAUUUUAUAACGAAAUAUGUAUUUAUUAUAUCUUUUUACAGCUUUUGUUGAAGGUGCACUGGAU
Molecule: messenger RNA, 8392 nt
Organism: Salvelinus sp. IW2-2015
Lineage: Eukaryota; Metazoa; Chordata; Actinopteri; Salmoniformes; Salmonidae
Source: RefSeq, a predicted model, not a curated record